This is a messenger RNA of Moneuplotes crassus, 837 nucleotides long. The record is from the annotation of a GenBank genome assembly. NCBI's taxonomy places the organism in Eukaryota, Ciliophora, Spirotrichea, Euplotida, Euplotidae.
CUGAAGUACAUACCUGCACUGGUGCAAUGAUGCUCUAUCAUCACACUAUUGCCGAUAAAUGCAAUAAAAUCCUUGAAGUAGGAGUAGGGACUGGUAGAAGCGCCCUUAUGUUCUCUCAAAGCUUCAUGCAAAAAGGAGCUGUUUAUGUUAACACAGAUAUCAGCGACAAUAUGAUUAAAAUAUUUAAAGAGAAUCUUGGGUCCACUGGAUAUGAUCUUGACCAUCAAGAGAGUUACAAAGCUCCUGAAGCAGAAGAAGAUAAAAAGAAGAUAGUCAUUCUAAAAGCGAAUAAUGAAGACUUACCAUUCCCAGACGAGGAAUUUGAUUGCUACAUAUCUAAUUUCUCGAUGCAUAUUGUAGAUAAUCAUCACAACCAGCUCUUGGAAGCCUACAGAGUUCUGAAGCCAGGCUGUAAAGCUGGAUUUUCAGUUUGGGGAGAUAAAUCUAGAAAUAACUGUUUUACCUUCCUUCAAACAACUUUGAAGAAGCUAGGAUAUGAAACUGAUUUAUCAGCAGAAAAGUCUUUCUGUCUUAGCGACCCUGUAGAUCUAAGAAAAGAUAUCCUGACAGCAGGCUUUAAGGUCUGCAAAAAUAUUGUUGUAAAUCUUCCAAUGGCUCACAAAUACCCAGAAGAUUUCCUUAACAUCAUGGUCAAAGGCAACUUUGAAGAUUUUGCACAGAAAGAAAACCUCACCGAACCAAAUAAAACCGAACUUUGGGACCAAAUCUGCCAAGAAUUUACCCAAAAAUACGGCCCAGACACCUCAGAAAUGCCUGACUUCGAACAAAUAAUCUGUAUUGCUACUAAAUAACCCACAUCCCCCUCCUAAAACUUCC